This is a messenger RNA of Emiliania huxleyi CCMP1516, 1047 nucleotides long. RefSeq lists its product as hypothetical. The coding region runs from base 1 to 1047 and encodes 348 amino acids. Gene Ontology annotation, molecular function: serine-type endopeptidase activity; tripeptidyl-peptidase activity. The record is from RefSeq and is a predicted model, not a curated record. Gene Ontology annotation, biological process: proteolysis. The transcript has 4 exons. NCBI's taxonomy places the organism in Eukaryota, Haptophyta, Isochrysidales, Noelaerhabdaceae.
AUGUGGCGCUACCAGGGUAGGGCUCAAAACACGAGGAAUGGGUCGACUAUCCGUAUUGUCAACGUCGACAACUCGAAUCCGAUGCCCGAGUGCGAUAAAAGUCCUGGCCUCUGCACUUCCGUGGACGAGGUACAGCUUGACGUCAGCACGGCAUUGGGCAUCUCUCCAAAAUCAAGCAUCGACAUUGUGUAUUCUCGUGGUGUGACCGAUCAAAUCUUCAAUUUUCUGCUUAAUCAGACUGACGGGCCGCCCGACGUACUUUCCAUUUCCUACGGCGUUGACGUGGCUAAAUUGACUCACUCGCAGAUCAAGAGUUAUAAUCACGCGGCUGCUGCCCUCACGGCGGCCGGUACGACGAUUGUUGUUAGCAGCGGGGACGAUGGAGCGCGCGGACUGCUUAAGAACUCCGACAUUUGCGAGGCGUUGUCCGUCCAAAUUCCAGCCAUCCUCGAGAACGUUGUUGCUGUCGGCGCGACCCAGCUUCCCUUCCCACUCGCAUCCGGCGGCGGGGGGAAAGAGCAAGCGGCCACCUGCAGCGGCGUCGUCCCCUGCCCGGGCGACGAGGAAGCCGGUUGGUCCGGCGGUGGAUUCUUUGAUCGACAUUUUGUGGACGGCGUCAAGUGGCCCGAUGGGGACCUCGAGGCUAUCCCCAGCGUGCCCGAGUGGCAGAAAGAGGCGAUUCAAAACUGGAGCAUUAAAUAUCAGGAGGAGAUCAAACUACAGGAGUUCAAAGCAUUAUCGGAGGUGGAGCAGCAUGGCACCUCGGCUUCUGCUCCGCUCUUCGCGGCCAUGGUGGCCAAUGCCAAGGCAAAGCUGAAGCCGGAGCAACGCCUUGGCUUCAUCAACCGGGCUAUGUACAAUCGCCGCGAGUUGUUCAACGAUGUGAUGGAAGGCGGCAAUUCAAACGGGUUCCAAAUCGAGGAGAACUGCGCAGGCGUGAAAGGCGCCCAGUAUUGGAGCGCAGUAGAAGGCUGGGACCCGGUGACCGGCCUUGGAAGCAUCACUCAGGACAAUCUCCAAAUCAUCAUGUCUGGACAACAGCCUUAA